CAUUCCCGGUCCGCCAGCGGUAGCAGCACGCCGCGUGCGUUCCGACGACAAAUCUUACUCACGACGACUGUACGAGAGUACACACGGUGCAGUGUGCGCGCGCGAAGUGUGUUGUUUUCGUUUUUCGUUUUCGAUUUUUUUUUUUUUUUUUUUAUUUCGAUUUUUUCGCUCAUCUACACGAUAUUAUACCUAUCGCCGUUUUCGGGUGUCUUCGUCGCCUAUAAUAUAACCGCCGCAGCGAGCAGUAUAUUAUAAUAAAAUAAUAUUAUAAGCGUACACGUAUGCCGUCGUCCGCCGAACACCGUCCACCAGUGCGUCGUGCAGUGCGAUUCGCGAUGAUACAAUCAUAUUACGACUGUCGUGGUAAUAAUAAUUAUAAUCUUUCCGUACUCUGAUAAUAUUAUAAUAUUAAAUAAUUCGAUAUCAUAAUAUUAUCGUCAUCGUCGUGCGAGUUUGGGUUUUUUUUUUCGAUUUGCGUUCUGUUUUGGUUCGUUCGAAUUUUUCGCCGUCUCGUUUUUUAUCGCGCGCUCGUCUGUAUCCUCCCCCGCCGUGGGUACCGCCGUCGAAAUGCAAUUGUCGCAAGUGGUGACCAGCUCGGGCGUACUGAUGCACGUGUACAGCGCCGAAAGACACCAACAGCAGCAGCAGCAGCAACAACAACAGCAACAGCAGCAGCAGCAACAGCAACAGCAAUCGUCUCCACAACAGCCGUCGCAACAGCAGCAACACGGUGGUGACUUUCGCGUACCGCAAUCGCCGGGCGUAGUGUCGUCCUCGACCGGUAGCGGCGGAGUACCGUCUCCGCCCGCACAGCAUCAUCACCUCCAGAUGCAACUGCAACAACAGCAUCAGCAACAACAACAACAACAGCAGCAGCAGCAGCAACAGCAACAGCAGCAACGGUGUUCUCUGCCACCGGCUCCGCCGUCGUCUUCGGCGGCCGCGAUGCGCCCACCCGCAGCCCCGGGCCCCCGGUGCAAGCCGGUCCCGUCGGCAGCCACCCUGACCAUCAAGACGGAAUACAGCCGAAGCCCUCCGAUGCUCUCCGAGGAACCGACCAGCUCCAUACCGGACUUAGAAUUUGAUGGUGACACAGUACUGUGCCGAGUAUGCGGUGACAGAGCGUCCGGGUUCCAUUACGGCGUACACUCUUGCGAGGGAUGUAAAGGUUUUUUCCGCCGGAGCAUCCAGCAAAAGAUCCAAUACCGACCAUGCACCAAGAACCAACAGUGCAACAUCUUGCGGAUCAACAGGAACAGGUGUCAAUAUUGCCGGCUCCGCAAGUGCAUCAGCGUCGGCAUGAGUCGAGAUGCUGUACGAUUCGGCCGUGUACCAAAACGGGAAAAGGCUCGUAUAAUGGCCGCCAUGCAGCACAGCAGUAACUCCAAAAGCCAGGAGAAGGCCGCCGUGGCGGAGCUUGAAGACGAUCAACGACUCGUUGCCAGCGUAGUCAGGGCACAUCUGGAAACUUGCGACUUCACGUCCGACAAGGUCGCGCCCACGUUGGCCCGUGCCCGCGAACAGCCAAAUUACACCUUGUGCCAUCCGACACUGGCUUGCCCCUUAAACCCGAGUCCACGACCCGUCACCGGACAACAAGAACUGUUGAACGACUUUUCGAAGCGAUUCUCGCCGGCUAUACGUGGCGUGGUCGAGUUCGCCAAGCGUAUUCCCGGUUUCGGACUACUCGCCCAAGACGACCAGGUGACCUUGCUCAAAGCCGGCGUUUUCGAGGUGCUACUAGUUCGCUUGGCCUGCAUGUUCGACUCUGAGUGUAAUAGCAUGGUGACGCUCAACGGUCAAGUGUUGCGCAGAGAGUCGGUUUGCGCUUACUCCAACGCUAGAUUCCUCACCGAUUCCAUGUUCGAGUUUGCCGAGAGGUUGAACGCAAUGCGACUAAACGAUUCAGAAAUCGGUCUAUUCAACGCCGUCAUCGUGAUCGCUGCCGAUCGCCCAGGCUUGCGCAAUGUCGAAUUCAUCGAACGCAUGCACAAACAGUUGAAAUGCGCGUUGCAGUCGGUGCUCAUGCAAAACCAUCCAGACCGACCUAGCUUGUGCCAAGAACUGUUGAAGAAAAUCCCCGACUUGAGGACGCUGAAUACGUUGCACUCGGAGAAACUGCUGGCAUUCAAGAUGACCGAACAGCAAAACCAAUUGGACCAACAACAACAACAACAACACCAACAGCAACAGCACCAGGACACCACCACCACUACCACCAUAGCAUCCGCCGCGGCCCAACACCAUCAAAACAUUCAAAACGUCGGUGGCAUGUGGAGCCUAAUGAUGAACGGCACCGAAGAUUUCAACCGCAAGAGCCCGGAGGAAGCAGGCUCGUCGUCGUGGUCGGACGAGACCACUUCCGUGGAGGACAUGAAGAGUCUGGCCAUGUUGGACGAGGUCAAGAGCCCGCUGGGUUCAGUGUCUAGCACCGAGUCAGUGUGCUCAGAUGAAUACCAUCACGGCCCGAGCAAGCACGCUGCGAGCGCUCCUCUGUUGGCGGCUACGCUGGCCGGAGCCGUGUGCCCGAUCAGGCGGCAUGCGGCCGCGCCGUCGGACGAGCUACACCACCAAGUGAUCGUUCGACCUAUGUCGUGCCGCCGGUAUCAGCGGAAACAGGAUUCACCGACCGACUCUGGAAUUGAGUCGGGCACGGAGAAGCUGGAUAGGCCGAUGCCACACAGCGCGCCCACCUCGGUGUGCUCUAGCCCACGGUCCACCGUUGAAGACGUCGUCAUGUCUGCCGACUCGCACCACAAUCCGGCAGCCAUCGAGGACAUGCCGGUGUUGAAGCGUGUGCUCCAAGCUCCGCCUCUGUACGACACCAACUCGCUGAUGGACGAGGCGUACAAGCCGCACAAAAAGUUCCGGGCUCUGCGUAGCGCCAAAGACUCUGCUGAGGCCGAGGCCGUCCGACCAUCGGUGGCGACUACCGUCCACAACAACAGCACCCUCCUCAACCACCUACAACAAAACCACCACCAUAAUUCGCCACAAUUGCACCAUCACCUCACGUCAUCUUCGUUGUCGAGCACUCACUCGACGCUGGCCAAGUCGCUGCGCGAGACGCCAAAGAUGACCGCGGAACAGAUCAAACGCACCGAAGACAUUCACAACUUUAUAAUGCGCGAGGACACGGCGUGCAGUGGUUACCAACAACAAUUACCGCAACAACACCACCACAACCACCACCUUAACAACAGCAACCUACACCAACAACAACAACCGCCGACCAGGUGGCAACACACGCCCGUCAUAACUUCUGCUCUGGCCCAAAACAGCUGCAGAUUGUCGCCAACGCCACCGACCAGCAGGUAUGCAUCGUCGACGGUGAGCAGUGGCGGCGUUUUGGCGCGCGUCCUAUCGCCAUCCUCUUCGUCGUGUGCGUCUCCACCGCCGUCGGCGUUGUCGAUGGUCAUGCGUCGCACGCCGUCCCCGAACGUUGUCAACCUUCAGGUGGGCAUUACCAACGCAGCCGCAGCCGCUGCCGAGGCGGCGGCCGCUCACCAGCAGCCGCUCAACCUGUCCAAAAAGCUGUCCCCGUCGCCGACGCCCGCGUCCGCUGUCGGCAGUGGCACCACCACGCCACCACCUCCUGCUCCCGCCCAGGUGGCCAUGGAAGCGUAAGCCACCCAAGCCCCGCCCACCACACUCCCCGUUGCCGUACGUAACCGCAUCGACUCGAUCUCACGAGAGUCAAUCUCUAGACCAAAACACGAAAAAAAUCAACAAUUGGAAACAAAUGGGGUUUCUAUACGCAAACCAAAACAGGUGCGGUGAUCGUUUUCCUAUUUUAAUAAUUUUUUUUUGUUUUAAUUUUAAUUAUUAUUAUUAUUAUUAUUUUUUUGUGGCAAUACAAUUUUGUGUACAUAUUACUAUAACAUAUUAGGUCUUACGAGUUUAAGUUUAAUUAUAUAAAAUAAUAUCAUAAUAUAUAUAUAUAUAUAAAUAUAUAUCUCACGCUUUUAUUUUUCUUUCCCUCUAUAUAUACAUAUAUAAUAUAUGCUAUCUUUAUUCUAUUUAAUAAUUAUUAUACAAACAUUUUCCGCGUAAUUAUUUUUUGAAUUUACGAGAGAAAUAUUAAAACAAAAAUGUACAAAUUUAUAAAUCGACCGAUUUUUUUUCCGACGACGAAACCCCGCGUGAUAUAUAUAUAUAUCAAAUUAUAAAAUAUUUAUGUUUAUGUAGAAGUAAAAUUAUAUAUAAUACAUUUAUUAUGAAAACAUUAAUUUUUUUCUUUUUAUUUUUAAAUGUGAUAUACAUUUAAGGAUCGCAUUUGAUUUUAUUCUGUACAUAUUACAUUUUACCGUGUAAGUUACAAAUAUGAUUUUUCUCCCCCAUCGUAGUUAGCUAUGAUAUUCAUCCUGGUAUAUAUAGUUAUUAACGGAUCAAACCGAUUUAACGUUUUCCUUUUUGAACAUUACCUAUAUAAUAUAUUAAUAUAUUAUGUAUAUACAUUUAUAUACUGUAUAUUGAAAGUUAUAUAUAAUGGUUAAAAUAGUGACCUCUUUUUUUUCUUUCUUAUUGUUGUAAAUACGAUUUUAAAUUUACGAAGAAAAAACACAGUAUAUAUUAUAAUAUGUAUGUGUAUAUAUACAUAUACAUUUUGAAUGUUUUCGGAAUACAUUUUUGAGACUGAGGGAAGUGUCAAGCCAUUUUUUAUUUUAUGACUGGCGCGGUUUGGUUUUUUCGUUUCUAAGUAUGUAGCCCGUUAAAAAUAAUAUUUCUACAACAAUCCCUAUAUUCUAUAUAUAUUUGUGUUUUUAUUUGCGAUAUAAAAAUCGAGUUGGCCAGUACAAAUUUUCAGACUCACAAUAUUGUUUUUUUAUUUUAUUUAUUAUUCUUUUUUCUUGUAUAUAAGCCAAAAACUAAUUUCCCUUCCGCCACCACCACCGCCAACAACACUUCCACGCGUCUUGCUGAAGCAGAAUUGUAGACAUUUUGUUUGUUUUCACUGCUGCUGCAGUUGCAGAGAGAUAUUAUAUAUUAUUUUUGCACAGAAAAGACGCGUGUUCGAUACGCAUAUUAUUUCGACUUCCUGUACCGGCUGUAUAAAGUUUCACGUGACACGAACGACUAAUGAGAUAAUUGAAUUAAAAUUAAAAAAAAAAAACAGUUUAAGAUUUGUGCACCGCGAAUAUCAGCGGAAUGUUUGAAUGUCUAUAGGUAUAGUAUAUGUGUGUGUGUGCGUGUGCGCGUGUUUGAUAACACAAUGAGACAUAAAUUAGAACAUUAAUUGUCGACGAGUGAAAAACAUGAUUUUCGUAAUUUACGAAAAUCACUGCUCAUCUUAUGAUAUACAUCAUAUAUAAUUUACCAUCCACGCGUACUUACUGAGAGAAAUGAAUAAAACAUAAUGUAAUGAAAACAUUUUUUUAAUAAAAUAGGUCGAGUACCUAUCUAUUAUAUAUAUAUAUAUAUAUUAUAUUUAUUAUAUAUAUUUAAAUAUGUGUGUGUGGUGUGUUGUGCAUGUGUGUGUAAAUAUGCAUAUAUGUAUAAGUGUUUAACUUUAUACUAGACGGUAAUUUUGUGUUUUCCCCCCACUUUUUUCAUUAUCAAUUCCGGUAGGCAUAUCGUAUAAAAUGAACUAAAUACAGUUAUUUUCGCGUGUAAUGCAACCCUCUGUAUAAAAAAUGAUAUUAUACAUUUGAUAUGUAUAUGAAUACAAAUAUUUAUAAUCAUACAAUCAAAAACUAAACUAUAUACGAAAAAACCAACAUCGAUAUUAAUAUUAUAAUAUUGAUAUAUUGCAUAUUAAAUUAGUAUUCUGUUAUAUAUACUAUAUAUAAUUAUAUAUUAUUAUUAUUAUUAUUAUUAAUUAUUAUAUUAUCGACAUGUUUAAAAAUGUGAAGAAAACAAUUAUUGUUUUAAAAAAAUGUACCAAUGUUUAUUUUUUAAGUUUAAAAUAUUUUUUUUCUCGUGUGCUUAUGACUGUUAGCAUUGUGUAAUAUUUUUUUUGUUUUUUCCUUUUUAAGCUUGGGAUUAUUAAUUGUAUUUUUUUUUGUUUUUUUAUCCUUUUCCAAGGUCUUUGCGUGUAUAUGUAUAAUAUAUGUGUGUAUGAUUUAAUUAUUAUAUGUAUAUGAGAAUUGAAAAAAAAGAGAAAAAUAAUAAAAACUGUCUGAUUAUUGUAAUGAAAAUAAAA
This is a messenger RNA of Aphis gossypii (cotton aphid), 6142 nucleotides long. Its product is annotated as ecdysone-inducible protein E75. The coding region runs from base 568 to 3627 and encodes 1019 amino acids. Gene Ontology annotation, molecular function: zinc ion binding; RNA polymerase II cis-regulatory region sequence-specific DNA binding; nuclear receptor activity. The record is from RefSeq and is a predicted model, not a curated record. The transcript is spliced from 7 exons. Gene Ontology annotation, biological process: negative regulation of transcription by RNA polymerase II; cell differentiation; hormone-mediated signaling pathway. NCBI's taxonomy places the organism in Eukaryota, Metazoa, Arthropoda, Insecta, Hemiptera, Aphididae.